AUGGCUCAAGCUUUCACCACACCGCUUGUUCUUGCGUGCUUGCUGAUGACCACCAUCAUGGCUCCUGGCGGCACCUCCGGUGGCGUCUCCACCACCACGGAAGCGCUGCCAACGGUGACCGGCGGCGGCGGUAGUGUGAUGCAGCCGCCUGCCACAGAUGCCACCGUGCUGCCAACAGUUGGCGGCGGCCUCUCCAGCACCCACACGGAGGCGCUGCCAUCGACGACAGGCGGCGGCAGUGGGCACUGGCUGCCGCCUGCAGCUGCAACUACGGCGGUGAUGCUGCCAACAGUAGGCGGCGGCAGCGGCAGCGGCAGCGGCCUCUCCACCACAGACACGGAGGCGCCAGCCACGACGACAGGCAGCAGUGGGCAGCCGCCAGCAGCCGCGGCGGCGGUGACGCUGCCCACAACACCAACAGUGGGCGUCCUCUCCACCAUGGACACUGAUCAGACGCUGUCCGGCGGUGGCAAGCUGCCGCUCUGGGUCGUGCGGCUGCUGGCCCUGGGCGGAGCGCCGCCAUCGCUCGCAAACAUGGUGGGGACGACACAUGUUUUUGUUGCCAAGAACGCCACCAGCGGCGACGGCCAGUUCGCCAGCAUCACUGCUGCUUUGGCGGCACAAAAGGACCAAACUGGCAGUGAGCAAAGCAUUCUCACCAUAUUCAUCAAGGAGGGAGUGUACAAUGAGAUUCUAAACAUCACCCGGAAGCAUGUGAUCCUGAUCGGAGAAGGCGCCGGGAAGACGGUGAUCACCGGGAACAGGAGCUACGGGUUUGACAACCUAACCACGCCGGACACUGCUACCGUGAGUGUUCAUGGCAUGGCCUUCAUGGCUCAGGAUCUCACGAUCCGAAAUACGGCAGGUCCAAAAGGCCUACAGGCGGUGGCCCUCAUGUCACAAUCCAAUUUUUCGCUGAUCUACCGGUGCUCCAUCGAGGGGUAUCAGGAUACCCUUUUCGCCAACAAAGGAGAUCAGAUUUAUCUAGAGACGGACAUCCACGGCACCGUGGACUUCGUGUUUGGCUAUGCCAAGGCGAGUUUUCUUGGUUGCCGGCUCCUGGUGCGUAGCUCGGGAUUGGGUGCUAGCAAGCCAAAUGUAAUCACUGCACAAGGGCGCAGCAACUCGACGGAUAGAUCUGGGUUCUCCUUCCAGAACUGUUCGGUCAAAGCAGACGAGGGCGCAGACCUCACAGGGGUGAAGACCUUCCUCGGUCGGCCGUGGAAGAAUCACUCGCACGUGAUCUUCAUGGAGAGCUUCCUCGACUCCAUCGUCAACUUCACUGGAUGGGUGGAGUGGGAGGGCCGCGGCCCCAUCCCAGAAACGGUGUUGUACUUGGAGUACGACAACUACGGGCCCGGCGCCGACACGAGCCGCCGCAUCAACAUCACCGCCGUGCGAAUUGUCACCGACUGCCACGAGGCGGCGCAGUACACCGCGGACCCUUUCGUCGACGCCAACUUCUGGAUGCCCAAGGACAAGGAGGGCAGGGACAUCAUCCCCUAUGCACGCGGCUUGAGCCGCGACCCGACGGCAUGCCCACCAGCAACAAGGGCAUGA
Molecule: messenger RNA, 1560 nt
Organism: Sorghum bicolor (sorghum)
Lineage: Eukaryota; Viridiplantae; Streptophyta; Magnoliopsida; Poales; Poaceae
Product: probable pectinesterase 56
Exons: 2
Coding region: 1-1560 (519 amino acids)
Biological process (GO): cell wall modification
Molecular function (GO): pectinesterase activity; pectinesterase inhibitor activity
Source: RefSeq, a predicted model, not a curated record